Meloidogyne enterolobii is the source of this 570-nucleotide messenger RNA. Lineage: Eukaryota; Metazoa; Nematoda; Chromadorea; Rhabditida; Meloidogynidae. The record is from the annotation of a GenBank genome assembly.
CGGCAGCGUAAUGGUAACGCCAUUUGUAGUGGUCUUCAGUCCCAAUUUUCAUAGUUAAUAAGAGGUCGAAGCUUACCCAUAUGGGAGGAGAUGAUUCUUCCUCAUGAACCCUGCUAGCUGUCUAACAGGCAUACAGAAAUAAAAUAAAUCAUCCCCCAUUAGCCAUCGAACCUUCGACCCCUUUUACUCCAAGUCAGGGCUGUUGACCACUACACCACAUGGGUCGAAAUUUAGCUUAUUUUAUUUCAGGCCUUUAGAGUAAACAAUUCUGGAGAAUUUAGUGUUUGUGCUAUAACAGAUAUGGCAAAAGUUGAUAUUUAUGCUGGCGAUUUGACAAAUUUGUCAUUAACUGGUUCAUCAACUACAACUCCUGUAACCCCAAGAAGGUCUAUCGAUGAAUUUUCUUCAGCUAUUUUGGAUAUAAGAGCAUUAUAUCCUUUUGUGAGCAGCUUAUCGCCAUAUAUUGCUAGGCUUGGAAUUAAAAUUGUAAAUGGAAAAGGAGCAAUAUUUUCGGCUACUGAACUUGAAUGUCAUUUAACACUUUAUAUUGCUGGUCAACAACAAGAUUAA